UCUUCGCCAUACUUGCACAGCAGCAGCAGCAGCGGCGGCAGAGGCAGCACGCAACGACCGUACUUACUGCAGGCACCUGGAAGCCUCUCUCCUUUGAACAAAAAGACAUGGCUGAGGAUGACAUGACUCCAGAGCGGCUAGCAGCCAUCGCCGCAGAAAAUGAGGAGCCAGAGCUUGUGAACUACAAGGCACCUGCCCGAAAGACUGUGCAGGAGAUCCAUGAGCUGGAUAAGAAUGAUGAAAGUUUACGCAAAUAUAAGGAAGCCCUCCUCGGCGCUGGAGUCGCUGAAGCUGAUCCCAGUGUUCCCAAUGUCCAGGUGACCCAAAUGGCUCUAAUGUGUGAAAGAGCCCCAAAUCCUUUGGUGCUGGAUUUGCAAGGAGACUUGGAAUCCUUCAAGAAAGAGGCCUUUGUUCUAAAGGAAGGAGUUGAAUACAAAAUCAAGAUCAGCUUUAAGGUGAACAGGGAGAUUGUUUCAGGUCUGAAAUAUGUGCAGCAGACAUACAGGAAAGGAAUGAAAAUUGACAAAUCUGACUACAUGGUGGGCAGCUAUGGGCCCCGCCCUGCUGCAUAUGACUUUCUGACCACCGUGGAGGAGGCUCCUCAAGGCCUAAUGGCCCGCGGCAACUACGUCAUCAAAUCCAAAUUUACUGAUGACGACAAGCACGACCACCUGAGUUGGGAGUGGAACCUCAACAUCAAGAAAGACUGGAAAGACUAAGCGGCCUUUCAGUGGGUGGCGAGUCAAAGAUGUCUACCAGUUGUGUGUCACGAGACGCCCGCUGCACCGACACCCAAUACUGCAGUCUCCUUCCGCCAUUUGGGCCUUUUUUUUUUUUUUAUAAAUACUGUCAUACAUUUAAUUUCUUCAUGCCUUUAUGUCUGUAUCUGCUUAACACUCUUGACAGUCCUCACAUUCUUAGCAUCAGUAGCAGCACUUUCCCCCGUCCAUUCAAGCAACCAUCCAAUCACAUCACCUCAUUAAGCUUUGUUUGAUGGAACCUCAAACCUUCCCCCCAGCUUUACUCCUCUCUGUUCAUUUUGCGGGUCGAAAUCAAGAUCUGCUUCUUCAGAAUGGUGUCUUCCUCCCAAUGAAGUACAUGGUUAAAGCAAGUGUACAAUCAGCUUAGUUUGCCUUUCUAUCUAGUUGUAUCACUGGUUGUGUGACUGUGACUGUGUCGACAUCACUGAUAAUCAGCUGUCUCCCCACCACAUCCAUCAUUCCGUUGUCCACGUGCUUGCUGUCUUUUGAUAUAAUGACCAAUACCUGCCUUCAUUCAGAGCUGCUCUACAUGUAGUCAUACGCCCCCUCUUAAAAUGGGAAGUGUUGCUCAAGAAUAUUGGUCAUCAAAAACUGCCCCGGGUGGAGUUUGGUGCCAGGUAGCCUGACAAGUCAAGGGCUCACUUCGCUAUCAAUGUAACACCCACCCGUAGCCCUGUUGAAGUAGAGAUUGAUUUGACAGGUAACUUGUUGGCUGGGCACCCGGCCAAUGCGCCCCAAAUCAACCCUUAUAAUUGCAGGGUCAUGAAUGUUCAGAAUUGGAGAAAAUAAGAAGCCUGUGGCCUUAUCGCAAAUGCUCACGUAAAGAAAACUCACAAAUGUUUCUCUCGUUUGCUUUGGUGGUGGUCCUCAUUUGCCUUAAUGUACACGUGCUCCCUGCAACACCACCUGAGCUGGCGGUGUCUGCUGCUGAUGGCAGUAGUAUCAGCUGCUAGCUUUUUUUUUUUUUAAACACAGUGACAAGGGUCAUACCACUUAACUCAGUAAUUCAUAUGAAGACUGUUUUGGAAGAAAUGACUGGUAACACAAACCCUAAAUGAACUGAGCAUUUGGAUGUAGCUUCUUUGUUGUUUUAACAUAAGCUAUGUAUUCCUGCGCCAUACAUUCCUUCACAUUGUAUAGUUUCUAUGAAAUCACUGGCAUGCUGGUGGGGUUGUACAUGAUAUCAUUUGUGAUUAUUCUUGGUCAAUAAAGAUUUUGCUCAGCUUGGA
Phycodurus eques (leafy seadragon) is the source of this 1990-nucleotide messenger RNA. RefSeq names its product rho GDP-dissociation inhibitor 1-like. The record is from RefSeq and is a predicted model, not a curated record. The transcript is spliced from 6 exons. Gene Ontology annotation, cellular component: membrane; cytosol; cytoplasm. NCBI's taxonomy places the organism in Eukaryota, Metazoa, Chordata, Actinopteri, Syngnathiformes, Syngnathidae. Gene Ontology annotation, biological process: Rho protein signal transduction. Gene Ontology annotation, molecular function: protein binding; Rho GDP-dissociation inhibitor activity. The coding region runs from base 108 to 719 and encodes 203 amino acids.